This is a messenger RNA of Prorocentrum cordatum, 882 nucleotides long. The record is from the annotation of a GenBank genome assembly. Lineage: Eukaryota; Dinophyceae; Prorocentrales; Prorocentraceae.
UCUUCAGCACCAUGGCCAUCAUCACUUCCACCUUACUUCCAUAGCCGCGCUGGCUCAUGCCCUCGCGGCCCGCCAGCUGAUGUAAUGAAGCACCAACUGUUCAUUGCGCUGCAGCACCACUUUCUGUUCGUGUGCGGCACAGGUCUGGACGCUCAACAACUUGCAUUGGACGCUCACGAGUUUGCUCUUCGCCAGGCAGGUGGCGCAGCAAGAGCCUCCAAGCAGCUGCAGCUGAGACAGGCCAACACCGAGAACGUGUCGGUCCUCGAUGCGCCUUCUGCAGACUGGAGUGCAUAGCUCAUUCGUGGACGUGGGCUAGAUUGAGGAAUGACAUCGAGUUCGAGCUGGACAUCGACCACGGCGGUCCAGCCGUGGUGAACAAGAUGGCGCUGGCUGUUCUGAACGGCUUCUGCCUUGGAGUUUUUGGUAUUGACCGAUGCUACGCCAGGCAAUUUACGUUAGGUAUCCUCAAGUGCGUCACGAUGGGUGGGUUCGGUAUUUGGUUUCUUGCCGACUUCAUUCUGAUUGGUGCGAAUUGUCUCACAAUGUCGCCAAGGUUAGAUGCUCUGGGAUUCGACGCUACUUUUGACAUUGACGAUCAACACCCUGCACUUCUGGUCACGAUCAUUUUCAUUUUGUGUCACUUUUUCUUCGGAAGUCUCCCCCUUCUGAGAUUCAAGUAGUGCCGCUGUGAACCGGCAACGUAGUCCUGCUUACGGUUCGUUAGUCUUUGGUUGGCCGAUGAGGACCAUAUUUUAUAGGUAUUCGCCGCUUUCUUAAAGCAUCGGCAUCUUAUUGUUUAACAGUAUCCCCACCUGCAUCCUCAUCGGUUCCAGUUCCGUUUCCUUGCUCCUCCCUCAUUCCCCUUCCUUUCUUCUCUUC